CCUUAGUCCCCCUUACCAUGUUAUCACCUUCAAGAGACUUAACACUCAUCUUUCUUCUCUGUAUUCAUUUUUUCUGAUCACUACUAAGCACAAAGAAAGAAUAUGUCUGGAGUUUGGGUGUUCAAGCCGAACGGCGUGAUUCGCCUAGUUGAGAACCCGCCGGGGGAGAAGAAGGUAUUGGUUCACCUACCAACAGGUGAAACUAUCUCAUCAUACUCUACCCUGGAGCGAAUUCUUCUUGGGUUAGGAUGGGAGAGGUAUUAUGGUGAUCCUGACCUCUUCCAAUUUCACAAGAGCCCAUCCCGAGAUCUCAUCUCUCUUCCAAAUGAUUUCUCCAAGUUCAAGUCAGUACACAUGUUUGACAUCGUCGUUAAGAUUCCUAAUAUCUUCCAUGUCCGUGAUAACUAACAACUACUACUUGCAAGAGACUGGUGCCCGGCAGUUUAUUUUCAAUCUCUCUCUCUCUCUCUCUCUCUCUCUCUGUGUGUGGUUUUUCUUGUUCUUGUUCUUUUUUUUUUUUUUUUUUUUUUUUCCUGGUAUUUUGAAAUGUAGACUUUGGUUCCUAUCUAGUGAAUGUUUAUUGUUGUUGACUUGAUCACGUAUUCAAGUGAUGUGGAUAUAUAUAUAUAUAUAGAGGCUGGACCAGCUUCACUCAAUAUACAAAUGGGAUGGUGCUUCACGUGCAUAACCAUGGCAGGGUUUGAUUACGUGGAAGAACCA
This is a messenger RNA of Macadamia integrifolia, 720 nucleotides long. Its product is annotated as flowering-promoting factor 1-like. The coding region runs from base 103 to 408 and encodes 101 amino acids. The record is from RefSeq and is a predicted model, not a curated record. The transcript has a single exon. Lineage: Eukaryota; Viridiplantae; Streptophyta; Magnoliopsida; Proteales; Proteaceae. Gene Ontology annotation, biological process: regulation of flower development.